Chenopodium quinoa (quinoa) is the source of this 1325-nucleotide messenger RNA. RefSeq names its product HD domain-containing protein 2 homolog. Gene Ontology annotation, cellular component: cytoplasm. NCBI's taxonomy places the organism in Eukaryota, Viridiplantae, Streptophyta, Magnoliopsida, Caryophyllales, Amaranthaceae. The transcript has 8 exons. Bases 228 to 1034 code for a protein of 268 amino acids. Gene Ontology annotation, molecular function: 5'-deoxynucleotidase activity. The record is from RefSeq and is a predicted model, not a curated record.
GUCUUAGACUCGAACCAUAACAACAAGCUUCGAUCAUACACCAACCACGGCAACAACCACACGAACCGCACUUCACUCCCUACUGUUGAACAAGUGAACAGCAACCGUAUACCACAACUUCGCCACCAACACAAAAACGAACAACAAUUCUGAAAAAAAAACUUGCACUUUCUGGCAUACUUUUGUUUUGCCUAAAAAUUUCUUCACCACAUUACAAAAUCGAUCAAAUGUCGUCUGCAACUGCAAAUCCAUCGCUCUCUUCUCCUGCAAUUUCUCACUCCUCUUUCCCUUCCUAUCAUUCUCUUUCUCGCCGCCAAUUUUCCCUCUCCUUUUCCUUCACACCAUCGUUUUCAUCGAAGAAUUUCAGUAGAAGUCUCAAAUUGGUCUCACUUUGUUGUCAAUCUCCUAAUAUUGGCACUUCUUCUACUGUUUCUGCCAUGUCGAAUUCCUCGCCUUCGCCUUCGUCCGCCAUUGAUUUUCUUACAUUGUGUCAUCGCCUUAAGACCACAAAAAGGAAGGGAUGGAUUAAUCAUCGGAUUAAGGGCCCUGAAUCUAUUGCUGAUCAUAUGUAUCGAAUGGCGUUGAUGGGUUUGAUUGCUGGGGACAUUCCGGGUGUGAACAGGGAGAGAUGUAUCAAGAUGGCAGUAGUUCAUGAUAUUGCUGAAGCUAUUGUUGGAGAUAUAACACCCUCUGAUGGCAUACCAAAAGAAGAAAAGAGCAGAAUGGAGCAGGCAGCAUUGAAUGAAAUGUGUGAAGUUCUUGGUGGUGGGAUGAGAGCUGACGAGAUCAAAGAACUCUGGACUGAGUAUGAAAAUAAUUCUUCUUUGGAAGCUAAUCUGGUGAAGGAUUUUGAUAAAGUCGAAAUGAUUCUUCAGGCGUUAGAAUAUGAAACUGAGCAUGGGAUGGUUCUUGAUGAGUUCUUCCUGUCAACAGCUGGAAAGUUUCAGACUGAAUUAGGAAAAAGCUGGGCUGCUGAGGUUAUAUCUAGAAGGAAAUCAACCUUGGCUAGUAAAGGAAAAUUAGCAGCAAACUAAACCGAAGUCUUGAUCUUUACUGAAGGGGCUGAUGGCUACUCAAAACUGGAGUAGCUUCAUCGUGAUUGAUCAGUCCAGAUUGAUGGUUUUCCACCAUUGCUCGUAAUUUUGUAUGCUGAUUUAAUAUAAGCAGGCAUUUGUGGUACUCUGUUAUGCAGAUUGAGGCGUAUAGGGUUUUAGCUCGUAUAAGUACACCCAGAUUAUAUAGUUUUUACUACUCAGAUCAGAAAAUGCUACCCGUGUUUCAUGCUCGCUUGAUGAUUAGCAUAAUAAAUCGGCCUUUUUGCACCA